Brassica napus (rape) is the source of this 1235-nucleotide messenger RNA. Its product is annotated as DNA-directed RNA polymerase III subunit RPC9-like. The coding region runs from base 565 to 993 and encodes 142 amino acids. The record is from RefSeq and is a predicted model, not a curated record. Gene Ontology annotation, molecular function: nucleotide binding. Gene Ontology annotation, biological process: transcription initiation at RNA polymerase III promoter. Lineage: Eukaryota; Viridiplantae; Streptophyta; Magnoliopsida; Brassicales; Brassicaceae. Gene Ontology annotation, cellular component: RNA polymerase III complex. The transcript is spliced from 4 exons.
UCUAACGAAUGGAUGUCAAAGUUAAUUAAACUUCUCUACAAAAUUCAUAUAUUUAUUAUUCUAAAUUUCAAAUAAUUUACGAUAGAAACACGCUUAUUCAUUUUAGUUUCAUUUCAAGAUUACUUGUUUAAAAACUCAAGUUUAUGUGUUUACGUCACAUGUGAAUCUAAAAUAUUUAUUUUGAAAAAAAAACAUUUUUAUGCAAAGUGUAAAGGCAAACGUUACCCAACACAAAAUGAUAGCUAUUCCAACAUAUUUUUGGGUCUGGAAGCUCACCAAACUAAAAAUAAAUGGGCCAGAAAGAAAAAGCAGAGGGUUGUUGUUAUGAACCCAUUGCAUAAACAAUUUAAGGCCUAACGGGCUCAGCCCAAAUGUUUUUUUUUCGUUUACUCAAAACGAAGUCGUUUUAUACACUAGUAAGAAGGAAACUGGUUUCAUGCACUUGUAUCUUCGCCGGCGAGCAGACACGACCAGAAGAACUAUAUUCCGACGAGCUUCUUCGAUCAUCAUCAGAAGAACAUAACGUACCUAUUCUCCCCGAUUACAUCUAAUAAAAUAGUUAGAAUGAAGGCAAACGCAGGCACGCUUACAAACUUCGAAGUACUCGACUUGCUUAACUCUAGAGGUGCAUCUAAUGAUACUACAAGAGUUAUAGCUCCAAUCUCUACAUCAGAAUAUACAAGGUUACAUGUAUAUGAUUACUUGAUGGAGACUCCUGCUUGCACACAAACACAAGAGAUCAUUACAAACUUCUCUGAUCAGUGCAAAUAUUUCAAACUAGCUAAAGCCGAGAUUCUCAAUAUCAUCAAUAUCAGGCCAUCAUCUACUGUUAACCUGGCCCCGAUCUUAGAGGAGCCUAGUGAACGGGGAAUCGAUAAAAAGGCAAAAGAGGGAAUACUAAAGCUCGUGGAGGCUUUGCUACCGCCGCCUCCUAUAGUGGAAGCUCGUGGAGAUAACGAGGAAGAGGAAACAGAGGAGGGUGAACAAUCAUAACAUGGCAACUGCAGUUUUGAGGACUUUUGAGUUAAUUAUUUAUUCUAUUUUCUGUUUGUAUAAGCUUCACUGAACGUCGAGAGCUUAUAUGAAGUGUACUAGAUGCAUACAAUAUGGUUUCUUUCAGUUGAGUUGUUUAGUUUCAUUUCCAUAUAAAAAUAUAGGAAAAUAUAAAUCGUGUAUGACAAAAAUGAAGAAAACCAUAUUUUUUAAUAAUAGUAUAAACUUGUUUUUUUUUCAUU